CGCCCCCACCAUGGCCGCGUCCACCCUGUCCGUCUGCUCCAGCGACCGGAGCUACGGCAGCCGCGUCUGCCUGCCCGGCUCCUGUGACUCCUGCCCCGACUCCUGGCAGGUGGACGACUGCCCAGAGAGCUGCUGCGAGCCCCCCUGCUGUGCCCCCACCUGCUGUGCCCCCACCUGCUGUGCCCCCACCUGCCUGACCCUCAUCUGCACCCCUGCGAGCUGCGGGUCCAGCCCCUGCCCGUCAGCCUGCACCAGCUCCUGCCAGCGCUCCCCCUGCCAGGAAGACUGCUGUGUGUCUGUCUGCUGCAAGCCCGUCUGCUGCACCCCUGUCUGCUGCACCCCUGUCUGCUGCAAGCCCGUCUGCUGCACCCCUGUCUGCUGCCAGGCCUCCCCCUGCUCAGCCUCCUCAUGCUGCCAGCAGUCUAGCUGCCAGCCCUCCUGCUGCAGCUCCUCCCCCUGCCAGGAAGACUGCUGCACCUCUGUCUGCUGCACCCCUGUCUGCUGCAAGCCCGUCUGCUGCAAGCCCGUCUGCUGCACCCCUGUCUGCUGCAAGCCCGUCUGCUGCACCCCUGUCUGCUGCACCCCUGUCUGCUGCAAGCCCGUCUGCUGCACCCCUGUCUGCUCUGGGCCCUCCCCCUGCUCGGCCUCCUCCUGCUGCCAGCCCAGCCCCUGCUCCUCGUCCUGCUGCAGACCGUCCUCCUGCGUGUCCCUGCUCUGCCGCCCUGUGGGCUCCCGCCAGGUCUGCUGCGUGCCCGCCUCAGCCCAGAAGUCCUGCUGCUGA
This is a messenger RNA of Lutra lutra (Eurasian river otter), 781 nucleotides long. Its product is annotated as keratin-associated protein 10-12-like. Bases 11 to 781 code for a protein of 256 amino acids. The record is from RefSeq and is a predicted model, not a curated record. The transcript has 2 exons. Gene Ontology annotation, cellular component: keratin filament. NCBI's taxonomy places the organism in Eukaryota, Metazoa, Chordata, Mammalia, Carnivora, Mustelidae.